This is a messenger RNA of Fomitiporia mediterranea MF3/22, 306 nucleotides long. RefSeq lists its product as uncharacterized. The record is from RefSeq and is a predicted model, not a curated record. The annotation marks the transcript as partial. The transcript has 2 exons. NCBI's taxonomy places the organism in Eukaryota, Fungi, Basidiomycota, Agaricomycetes, Hymenochaetales, Hymenochaetaceae.
AUAUCACCUCCUUCUGUCAUUGAAUAUCUACAGAAGUAUUGGAUGAAUGAUACUAAGCUUUGGUCUGCAGUUUAUCGACAGGAAAGGAGUAUAGCCAAGUUGUCAGAUACAAAUAUGCUGCUUGAAGCGUAUCAUCAUGUAUUAAAAUCGAAUCACCUUGAAGGAAAGCGAAACCGGAGAUUGGAUUCUCUGAUAUACACCCUGAACGAAAUUACGAUCCCAUACUACAAGUCUAAGCAUACUCGCCGUGAGCUUGGACUCGAAGGGGACGAUUUAGAAGAGAAAAAGCGUCAAGAUAUCACUAAA